Messenger RNA from Nicotiana tabacum (common tobacco), 669 nucleotides. Lineage: Eukaryota; Viridiplantae; Streptophyta; Magnoliopsida; Solanales; Solanaceae. The record is from RefSeq and is a predicted model, not a curated record.
AUGAAUUUUACUGAAACUUUUUCACCUAUUGUAAAAUUGUCCACUGUUAAAUAUCUUAUAGUUGUUGCUGUUAAGCAUGGUUGGUCUCUGUUUCAGCUUGAUGUGAAUAAUGCUUCCCUUCAUGGCGAUCUACAUGAGGAGGUUUACAUGAAGCUUCCUCAAGGGUCUUCUGGUGAUAUUAUCAUUCUUGAUAUAUAUGUAGAUGAUUUAAUCUUUACAGGGAACAAUCUUGUUGAAAUUUCUGCUCUUAAGAAGUUUUUGGAUAAUGAGUUUAAGAUAAAAGAUUUGGGUCUCUUGCACUAUUUCUUGGGGAUUGAGUUCAGUACUUCACCUGAUGGUUUAAAGGCUGACUCUGGUGGUUGUUUGCCCAUCCUGAAAGAGCAUUUAAGUCGGUUUUUACAAGCUCCCAGAUUGCCUCAUAUGACUGUUGCUUUUCACAUGUUGAGGUACUUGAAGGAUACCAUUGAUGUUGGGCUAUUCUAUUCUAAUUCUCCUGAUUGUACUCUCACAGCUUAUUCUAAUAGUGAUUGGGCAGCUUGCCCUGAUACUCGCAAGUCUGCCUCUGAGUUUUGUGUUUUUCUGGGUGAUUGCUUAGUAGCAUGGAAAUCUAAGAAACAACCUGAGACUGAAUACAAGGCACUCAGCAAAGUGGUGGCUGAACUCACUUGA